ACAACAAGUCAUUUGAAAAUGUGCAAACUUUUAACAGGAUUUUUCUAGGCUAGCUGGCUAUUUGAAUUUACAAAUGAAUCUCAUGUUCAUUGUGAAGUAAUCAAAUUCAUUAUACUUUUAUGCAUAUAAACCAUGCCUUUAAAUUGAGAUAAUUAUAAUGAGAUUUCCAUUUAAAUCGGAUUUAGUUUUUCGUUUAGCUUAGCUAGCUAGCUAUUGGACUUAGAAUUGACUAGCUGGUAGGACAGUAAUUAGGGAAAAUGUUACAAGAAACGUCAUGAGUGAGCUGCGAUGGACCAUGGUGGUAGAAGAACUUCUAAAUCUAACAGAGAAUCUGGAAACCUAUCAUCAUACAGCUAUUCUGUUACCAGUUGUGAUCUUUGGCACAGCACACCUGUGAAAAAGGAAACAAGUAAUGUGGGAGCUUCUGUCGAGGAACCCUCCCCAGUGUCCACCUCAGUUCAACAUGAUGGACAGAAAAUGGCUGGACAGUCAACAAGAAGUUCCAAUGGCCUCAAUUCCACAGACAGCCUUUACACAAGAACCCCCUCCCGGUCUCUGCCCCUCCUGCAGGACAGACAGUCUCUGGGGGAAAUGGAGAGUGCCAUUAUCCUGAGGCAGAGGCACGAGCUACAAUUGUUGAUUGCUGACCUGAAGGACCGGGACCAGGAACUCAACACAAUGGCUGCAGCCCACCACAAGCAAGUCACAGCCUGGGAACAGGACCGCCAGAGAGUCCUCACUCUGGAGCAGAGGUGUUCCCGUCUGGAGGAUGAACUUAAGAAGCGUAAUGAGGUGAUCAGAGCUGUGACCAAGAGGGUUCAUGUGGUGGAGGCCCGAGAGAAGGAAGGUCAAAGGGAGCACACUUCUACCCUGCAACAGCUCCUCGAGCUGGGCCAGAAACAUCAGAACGCCAUUCAACACUGCCAUGACCUGGAGGAGAAGAACCAGAGCCUAAACUCAACAGUGAUGUCUCUGUCAGCCCAGCUGGGCUCUUUGCAGGUCAGAGAGGAGGAGUUGCGUGCCAUGCUCAGACUCAAGGACACGGAUGUGACGGAAGCAACCAAUCACAUCCUGGACCUGUCUGGGCGUGUGCGGGAAAUGGAGGGGUCGCUUAAGGAGAGCCAUUUGCGGGAGACGAAGGCGCUCAGGGAGGCUGACGAGCUGAAGCGGCGAUACAGAGAUGUGCGCCAUGACAACUCUCGACUCAAAGAGGAGUUGGAGCAGCUGGUGGCAGAGGGCAGUGCCCAGAGAGAGGACGUCAUCCGUCUGAAACAGGAAGGCCAGCUGCUGCGCAGGGAAUUGGCUAUGUCAGGUGACGGGCAGAGCUGGAAGGAUGAGCUGCUGGGAUUGGCUCGUUCCAAACAGGAGCGCACCGAGGCAGAGCUGCACUGUCUUCGCCAGGUGUGUGAGAACCAGCAAAAUGACCUGCAGCUGCUUAAAUUGAACCUGGAGAGCACCCGGGAAGCUCUGACUCAGGCGGAGGGUCAGAGGUCACCCAGCAGCCAAGGGGAGCUUACAUGUGUGCACCUGGAUAGCCCUUCCCCUUCUUCUCGGAGUAGGAGGAGCCUUGGUCACAAGAAGGAUUCCAACUCUCCAGCAGCCACCCAUCAACAAAGUGUUGACAACAGCAACCUGGGAGACAUUUUAACUGUUUUAGAAAAUGAGGACCAGUUUUCCUCCACCAAUCGUCUACAGAGGUUGCUAGCUGAAUCACGUCAGAUGGUGGCUAGCCUGGAACGCACAACCCUACAACCUCUAAGCCCCUCCCACAGCCCAGCAUCCAAUGUUUCCCAGGAAAACCACAGUUGUGACCCAGAAAAACAUAACCACAUCACUCCCCAUCAGUACCUCAACGAGACCCCACCACCCACCCAGACAACAAGGUCCAGUCAGACAAGCAGGCAGGACAGUGAUACUCCACCCAGGAACACUCAGGUCUUCCAGAGGAAUCUGGAAGUGCAAUUGGGGGUGGAGCAUCUACCUGAACAUGCCAGGCCUGGGCAGGACUAGGAAGGGGGAUGAUGGAGGCUAAGGGCUAUUCCUGCUGUAGUCAUUGAGACUGGAGUCCAAUUGCCCUGUUUUACCCUACAUAUGUAAUAUCACCCUAGUCACUUUGAAGAAUAUGCAAAAGACAUUUGGUGUCAAACCUGACAUCUCAUUCUGUUCAAAACAGCGAGACUGCAAUGGCAAGCCAGUUUAUGAAUUGUUUUUUUGGAAACCAAAGGGCUUUCACUACAAGUCAAAUAUUUUAUUGUAUAAACUUUUAUAACUAUUGUUUAAAUUACCUGUAAAACACUUAUUGUGUGACAUGCCCUGUGUUUGGCCCUUCUCAAUACUUGUCAUGAACCAUUUAGGAACUAUGUUCAAAUCUGUGCAUAAGAUGUUAAACCAGUCCUUCAGGCCUGUUGAA
Esox lucius (northern pike) is the source of this 2410-nucleotide messenger RNA. It is a transcript of the gene ccdc62, whose product is annotated as coiled-coil domain containing 62. Bases 289 to 2010 code for a protein of 573 amino acids. Lineage: Eukaryota; Metazoa; Chordata; Actinopteri; Esociformes; Esocidae. The record is from RefSeq and is a predicted model, not a curated record. The transcript has 13 exons.